This is a messenger RNA of Chrysochloris asiatica (Cape golden mole), 3330 nucleotides long. RefSeq names its product egf-like module containing, mucin-like, hormone receptor-like 1 (gene ADGRE1). Gene Ontology annotation, biological process: adenylate cyclase-activating G protein-coupled receptor signaling pathway; cell surface receptor signaling pathway. Lineage: Eukaryota; Metazoa; Chordata; Mammalia; Afrosoricida; Chrysochloridae. Gene Ontology annotation, cellular component: membrane. The record is from RefSeq and is a predicted model, not a curated record. Gene Ontology annotation, molecular function: calcium ion binding; G protein-coupled receptor activity.
AUGUCCAAAUACUACUCCCUAGUGGUGUUGAUGAUGCUGGUCCAUAGACCACCCUAUGUGGACGAGUGUGAAGAUACUACCACGUGCCCCUCUUAUGCCACGUGCACCAACACCUGGGGCAACUACUAUUGCACCUGCAAAAAGGGCUUCCUGUCCAGCAACGCAGAAGUGAACUUCAGGGAGCCAGGGGUGACGUGUACCGAUGUGGAUGAAUGUUCCGAGACACCUACACCGUGUGGUCCUCACUCAAACUGCAUAAACCUGCAUGGGGGAUACAAUUGCAGCUGCUUGCCUGGGUUCUCUUCCCCCAUUGGAAAUGCCUGGACCUCAAAACAGGCAGGAAGUUCCAUCUGUUCAGACGUGGAUGAGUGCCUCGACAGCGACACCUGCCCCGACAAUUCUGACUGCAUCAACUUCGUGGGAAGCUACAAAUGCAUCUGCCAGGCUGGCUUCAUUUCCAGGAACUCCACUUGUGAAGAUGUUGAUGAAUGCAUUAAUGUGUGUGGCUCCAACUCAACAUGCACUAACACUUCUGGGAGUUUUUUCUAUACCUGUCAGCCUGGCUUUGCACCGAACAAUGGAGAGAUGAACUUCACAGACCAAGGGGUAGAAUGUUUUUUUGCAGACAUUGAUGAGUGCUCCAAAGAUCCAUCACUGUGUGGCCCCCAUUCUAUCUGCACCAAUACCCUGGGAUCCUACAGCUGUAACUGCAUGGUGGGCUUUCACCACAACCCAGAAGACUCCUGGAAAGACAGCAACUUUAGCUGCACAAGAAUUCCCAUCAAGUGUAAAGAAGAUAUUAUAUCUAGUAACGACCAAGUCCAGCAAUGCCAAGGCAGGAAAGCAAUGGAGCCUGAAUAUAUGUCCUUCUGUGCACUAAUGAAUGCCACCUCCAACAUACUGGAUGCUGCCUGCGAAAGCAAAACCAGUGCUGCUACGCUGGAGAGAAAGAUGGAGAGCUUUGCUUUGGUGCUUGGACAAACAACCACGGGGUCCAACUUAACACAGGAAGAGCGGUCCACGCUGGGCAAAGUUGUGCUGGAGACUGUGGAGAGCGUCAUACUGGCCACCUUCCUGAGACCCUCAGAAAACAGCAGUCAGACUGUUCAGACUAAGUCCUUAGAAAUUGAGAGUAGAGUUGUCAAAGAAGAAUGCAUUGAAGAAGAGAAUGUCUUCUUUCACUUGAAAGCCAAAGGGGACGAAAUGAAAAUCAGAUGCUCCACAAUUGAGAAAUCAGAAUCCACAGGUAUUACCGGGGUGGCUUUUGUCUCCUUUGAGAGCAUGCAGUCUCUUUUAGAUGAGAGCUACUUCCAAGGUACUCAGGACUCCCUUGUCAAGAAGAAUUUCAGGAUGAAUUCUCGAGUCGUUGGCGGCGUUAUAACGGGAGAGAAGAAAGAUGUAACAGUUAUCUACACUCUGAAGAAUACCCAGCCAAAGAAGAAAUCGGAGUUGCCUAUGUGUGUUGCCUGGAGCACAGACGUAGAGGGCGGGAGGUGGACGAACUCUGGUUGUAAGGUCAUUGAAUCUUUGGAGAAUCAGACCUCCUGCAGAUGUCAUCGGAUGAUGAACCUGGCCAUCAUUGUAGCCCAUGAGGAGAUCACGGUGGGAUUUGCCUUGAACAUGAUUAGCUUCGUGGGCAUGGUCAUCUCCCUGGUGUGCCUAGCCCUGGCCAUCGCCACGUUCCUGCUGUGUCGUGCCGUCCUUCACCACACUACCUACGUUCACCUGCACCUCUGCGUGUCCCUGUUCCUGGCCAAGAUUCUCUUCCUCACUGGUGACAAGACCAACAGUCAGAUUGGCUGUGCUAUCAUCGCUGGCAUCUUGCACUACCUUUUCCUCGCCUGUUUCUUCUGGACGCUGGUGGAAGCCAUGAUCCUCUUCCUGAUGGUCAGGAACCUGAAGGUGGUGAAUUACUUCAGCUCUCAAAACAUCAAGAUGUUGUACCUCUGCGCCUUUGGCUACGGACUCCCUGGUCUGGUGGUGGUCAUUUCUGCCAGUGUCCAGCCACAGGGUUAUGGGACACAUGAUCACUGCUGGCUGGAUAGAAAGACAGGGUUCAUCUGGAGUUUCAUGGGGCCAAUUGGUGUAAUCAUUAUGAUCAACACCAUCCUUCUGACCUUGACGUUGUGGAUCCUCAGGCAGAAGCUCUCCAGUGUCAACACGGAAAUUUCCACGCUCAAAGACCACAGGUUACUGACGUUCAAGGCCUUUGCCCAGCUUUUUGUCUUAGGUUGCUCCUGGGUCUUGGGCUUUUUCCAGAUUGGAGGCAUAGCCAGUCUCAUGGCUUACGUCUUCACCAUCAUCAACAGCCUGCAGGGGGCCUUCAUCUUCCUCAUCCACUGCCUGCUCAGCCGUCAGGUUCGAGCAGAAUACAGGCGAUGGAUUAUCAGGAAAUCCAAGGCCAGUUCCCAGUCCCAGGUCUCAGGGGUCUUUUUGUCUUCCAUCCCCUCCACUUCCAAAACGCCUGUAAAUAAAGAUCCCGUGCUGGAGGUGAUCACCGACGUGGGGCUGAUCCUCUCUCUGCUGUGCCUCUUCCUGGCGAUCCUCACCUUCCUCCUGUGCCGGUCUGUCCAGAACACCAACACCCUCCACCUGAACCUCUCACUAUGCCUCUUCCUGGCCAACCUGCUCUUCCUCGUGGGGAUUGACCGAACCAAGCCCAAGGUGCUGUGCUCCAUCAUCGCAGGUGCAUUGCACUACCUCUACCUGGCCUCCUUCACCUGGAUGUUCUUAGAAGGGCUGCACCUCUUCCUCAGCGUCAGGAAUCUCAAGGUGGCCAAAUACACCAGCUCAGGCAGAUUCAACAAGAAGUCCAUGUACCUUGUUGGCUAUGGGAUCUCAGCUGUCAUUGUGGCUGUGUCUGCAGGACUCAAUCCCAGUGGAUAUGGCACACCUACACAUUGCUGGACUAGCCUACAAAAAGGAUUUAUCUGGAGCUUCAUUGGACCUGUUUGUGUUGUUGUCGUGAUAAACUUAAUCUUUUAUUUGACAACUCUGUGGAUUUUGAGAGACAGACUUUCUUCCCUCAAUAAAGAAGUAUCCAAGAUGAAAAACACAAGGAUGCUGACAUUUAAAGCCAUCGCUCAGCUCUUUCUUUUGGGCUUCUGGUCUCUGGGAUUCUUCCUUGCUGAGUCAGUAAAAGAAUCAUUCAGAUCAGUCAUUGCCUAUGCAUUCACCAUCACCAACGUCCUGCAGGGAGUCUACAUCUACGGCGUCCAUUGUCUCCUCAAUCGGCAGGUGCGAGAGGAGUACAAAAGAUGGCUUACAAGGAUGGGUAAAAGGAGUGAAUCUGGGAACCAUACACAGGCCAGUUCUGCCAUCCACACCUAG